Molecule: messenger RNA, 2174 nt
Organism: Ostrinia nubilalis (European corn borer)
Lineage: Eukaryota; Metazoa; Arthropoda; Insecta; Lepidoptera; Crambidae
Product: homeobox protein Hox-B1-like
Exons: 2
Coding region: 190-1179 (329 amino acids)
Biological process (GO): regulation of transcription by RNA polymerase II
Cellular component (GO): nucleus
Molecular function (GO): RNA polymerase II cis-regulatory region sequence-specific DNA binding; DNA-binding transcription factor activity, RNA polymerase II-specific
Source: RefSeq, a predicted model, not a curated record
GUAGUCGCGAUCAGUGUUCGUCCGCUGAGCUGACGCGCGGGCGUGCGGUAACGCGCGGUGCGGCACGAGCGAGUUUAAAAUUCGAUCGCUGCGAAUUCCGGGACGCCAAUCCGUGCGAUCUCCUCGAUCCGGCGUAGUGAUGUGUGUGAUGUAAACAGUUGAUAUCGAUAGACGGUUACUGUGACAAACAUGAUGACUAUGGACGUCGGGAUGUAUAACAACCAGCAGAACGGUUACAGCGCAGAGUACUACCAGCAGGGAGCGGCCUACCAGCCUGCUUACGAGGGCUACCACGAGGGUUACUACGAGGCGCCGGGGCACUACUACGAGCCGCUGCUGCACGGGCAGCCGGCGCACGAGCACCCCCCGACGCCUGUCAUCAGCACGGACACUGGUUUAUGUUACACGAAUCUGGACUAUGGGGAGCUGCAGCCGAACUAUCCGAUCCACUCGCUGCCCCCUCACGCGGAGUCGUUCAAGCACAGAGAAGAGGUGCUGAGACACGAGGACAUGCACGUGCACGAGCACAAAUUAGAUAAUCACUAUUUAGAAACGAAGUAUAACAUGCAUUUUGUGGAUGAGACGUCGAUGCAGUACAACCAUGCGGGGUCGCCGCUGCCGUGUGCGGAGUUCGAGCACUACCAGCCGAAGGAGGAGUUCGGAGGGCUGCGGGAGGGCUUCCCGCGGGACGGGGACUGCAUGCCCCACGUCGGGCACCAGCCCCACGCGUCCCACACCGCGGUACCUACGUAUAAGUGGAUGCAAGUCAAGAGGAAUGUACCAAAACCUAGUGCACCAAAGCUGAUGAUCCCGCCGGCGGAGUUCGUGAACCAGGGCGUCCUCGGCAGCCCACAGGAGGGCCUGCGCACUCCCACCGGUGGACCCAUGCUGGCCAGCCCGCUCCUAAACCUCAACAACACCGGACGCACCAACUUCACCAACAAACAGCUUACCGAACUCGAGAAAGAGUUCCACUUCAACAAAUACCUCACCCGAGCGAGGAGGAUAGAGAUCGCCUCCGCUCUCCAACUCAACGAAACACAAGUCAAAAUCUGGUUCCAGAACCGACGGAUGAAGCAAAAGAAGAGGAUCAAAGAGGGGCUCAUUGUAGCUCCCGAGGUGACCCCCUCUCCCUCGCAAGCUGUCGGCUCCAACGAGAACAGCCGGGAGUCCAGCUAAACCGUGCACAGUGCAGUGUGAACAGUACAAAGACUAUUUAGUGACCCGCUCAUUUGACUUUUGUAUAAAUAAAUUAUUAUGUACGAAAUCACGGAGACACAUUGUUGGUUUAAGAUCACUUGCAGGAAAAGUCGGUUGAAAUUAAAGCCUUGACAUUUAGAGCCUAGUUAGACAGCUAUUUCUUUACACGAGGUUUUUGUUAAAGGAUGAAUGACCUGUCUAAAAAUAUUGUGUUCUGAUUUAACUUUCAACGAACAACCACAGUUCGUGGACACCCAAACUAGCCAAAAAAUUCGCGACACGUCUUUGUGUCAAUUGGAAUGAUAUUGUCAAUUUUUUGGCCACUUGGUAUCACGUACUAUUUGACGCUGACUGUACGACUCAAAAUCAUCGUGGUAAUCGUCAAGUAUUAUAAUAGCUAGGCCUUGAUACUAUACUAAAUACACGUGCCUGCAAGUGAUCCAUUACAAAACUGCGCUGUGUAUCUCCGAACCUAAAUUAGGACAUGCUUUAGCAUUGCUACAUCGACGUUUGAGAUUAGAUUAUGCUAUGUUUAAGUUCUUCAGUCAUUCAUUUAGAGCUAGCUUCUAAAAUCUAUAAAAUCAGUGUAAAUAGUGCUAACUGACAUGUUUUGGUAACGGAAUGGAGUGAUAGCUUUUUCAAUUCAAAAUCACAUUUCUUACUAAAAAUAACAUUUUUAUCAAUACAGAUUUUUGAUAUAGUCUCACUUAAGUUUACAUCUCGAAAUGGUAAUUGGACUAUACUACAAUUUUAUAGACUACUAGCUUUCCGCCCGCGGCUUCGCCCGCGUGGAAUUUUGUCUGUCACAGAAAAACUUUAUCGCGCGCGUCCCUGUUUCAAAAACCGGGAUAAAAACUAUCCUAUGUUCUUUCCCGGGACUCAAACUAUCUCUAUGCCAAAUUUCAUCAAAAUCGGUUGCGAGGUUUAAGCGGGAAAGCGUAACAGACAGACAGACAGACAGACAGAGUUACUUU